Molecule: messenger RNA, 3852 nt
Organism: Daldinia loculata
Lineage: Eukaryota; Fungi; Ascomycota; Sordariomycetes; Xylariales; Hypoxylaceae
Product: RhoGAP-domain-containing protein
Exons: 3
Coding region: 1-3852 (1283 amino acids)
Biological process (GO): signal transduction; regulation of GTPase activity
Cellular component (GO): cytoplasm
Molecular function (GO): phosphatidylinositol binding
Source: RefSeq, a predicted model, not a curated record
AUGGCUGGCGGUUCCUCAUUCACACCUGAUGCAUCAGGUGCUCCUAGGACAUCGUCUAUAGAUUCUGCUAUAUCUGCAAUUUCCUCGAUACCCCACUCCCAUCAAGAUAUAUCUAAUUUGGUUCGGGCAGCAGGCAGUCCCGAGGCUGUCAUACAGUAUUUGUUGAAGGAGAAGCAGUCACAAUCGCAACAGAACGCACAGUUGUGGAGGCUUGUGGAUAAACAGAGAGCUAUGAUCUUGGGCCUUAACAAAGAUCUCGAGCGUGCCUUGAAAGAUAAGGAGAAAUAUAGAAAGAAGCUAAAGGAUGUCAUGGCUGUCCAUGAUGAGCGUUUGAGGCCUGAUCUUGUGCAGUCGAGAGCGCCUAACAUUCCUCAGCUUAACGUCAACGUGCCCAGGGAACAGGAAGCUGACAUGCCAGGGUCGCCGUCAAACCUCGAUUCCGAUAGCGUCAAACAUUCACCUAUCGAUGUAUCUCUAGCACCCUAUCCGAUUACACCUCCAGCUGACCACAUUUCCAAUGGGCUGCCGUCAGCAGUUGGGGAACUCUUAGACCCGUCGCAUGCGAUGCCAAAGGCCUCUGAGCAUGCGCUAGACCAUUUCGAUCUUGAAGAGGAAGAUCGUGCUGCCGAAGAAGCUAAGAAAUCAUCAGAACCAAUUAAAGAAAUCCCGAUUAACCUCUCAAUCCCUCCAUCCCGAAGCCUUCCAAGCAUUCCGCCUCGAGUACCGCCUCCCAAACGCCCAACAGCAGACACUCCUGCAGUUUCGGUUAUCGAGGCGACACCGCUCGUUGACCAGGGCAUCUCUCAAUUUCCGCCUCCAUCUGCCCCUCCACCACGGAAACCUCCGCCUGCUCCAUUGCAACUGAAGAAAGAGUCAAAAGUGCCUGCCUCGAUCUCUCCAGAGGACAAUUUUGAUUCUGAUUCCGAUUACGAUUCAUUGUUGGAAGUAGAUGAGCUCCCGAUCAUCGAGAAACGUGGCCGGAGAAAGACGAGAGAGGAAGAUGAUAGAGAAAGAGAAAUCCUCGCACAGAAAGAGGCUGAAGUUCGAAGUCUGUCUAAGAAGAGCAAAAACGGUAGUCAGAAUGGCAUGCCUCUUGCCAAGGAUACGGAGUCUUCUCAAUAUAGCGUUCCCGCAAACCCCCGGGCAGUUAGCGCUCAGGACUCGCUAUCGCCCGAUAAUGUUCCUGUAUCACUCGCUGGUCUCUUAAACGAUAACGAUAUCCGAGAAACCAUAGUUCCUGCUUUCUUGAAAAGCCCUGGGCUUCCUGCGAGUCCAAGGCCGAUGAUGCACUCAACUCCAUCGUCUCCCCGCGGCAUAGGAAUAGCAAUGGCAAUCCCCCUUUCACCACGAGCUCCUAGACAACCGAUUCCGCUCCCCUCUAAUGCGCAGCAGAUAUCCAGUCCCUUGAGCCAGGGCUCUAUAAAGCAACCUGGCAGCACUAAACAGAUAACCGAAGGCUCACAGCCAAGCCCCCAUACAAAUCGCGAAAGCCCUGUCGAAAGAUCAAAGAUCUAUAGAGGAUUCGCCACGGAAGAAUAUCCCGACUUGUUGCUGCCGCCAAAUGCUCUCCCGUCUAUCGAUGUCAGGGUUGCGUCGUCUCGCAUGAAGCCAUCCAGGGCUAGCCUCCUGUCGCUAACACAACUGGAGGAGGACCCCGUUUUCACAUUAGCUAUUCGUUUGCGGUCUGAAAGUACCGAAUUAUGGAGGGUAGAAAAGGACACCGCAUCUCUUGUCAAGCUUGACCAAAAAAUGAAGCAAUGCGCAUCUUUUACGGCCAAGACGCCAGAUAGGUCUCUGUUUAGCGGUCACUCACCCGCCAAGCUCGAUGCUCGCCGUACCGUUCUGGACCAUUAUCUCGACGAGCUCCUGAACACUCCUCUUGAUACACCGACUGCCCUAGAACUCUGUAAAUACUUGUCAACCAACACUGUUCGGCCUAAUGCAGACGAACCUUCCCCCUCUAAUGAACCCAGCAAUGAAGGAAUUCCCCAGAAGACAGGCCCUGGAGGUAGGCCAUUUAAGAAUGGCUAUUUAACAAAGCGAGGCAAGAACUUCGGCGGGUGGAAAGCACGAUUCUUCGUCCUAGAUGGGCCUCACCUAAGAUACUACGAGACACCCGGUGGUGCGCAUUUAGGGACUAUCAAACUUCAGAAUGCGCAAAUCGGGAAGCAAUCUCAGCAUACUAAUGAUGGGUCUCCAGCAAGUGGUCCGAAUGGCGAGGAGUUAGAUAACCAAUACCGCCAUGCGUUCUUAGUUCUCGAACCGAAAAAGAAGGAUUCUAGCAGUCAUGUGAAGCACGUGUUAUGUGCUGAAAGUGACAUCGAGCGUGAUCAAUGGGUAGAGGCUCUGCUCCGCUGGAUCGACUAUCGGGAUGACAACGAUGAAGAGGCACAUUUAGCUGCUAGCCAUGGCCGGAAUCAAACUGUGAGCAACAAUUCUCACCCCGGCAAUGCGAAUGUGAAUGCGAAGAAAAAGGGGCAUGUGAAACAUCAAGGGCAGCAGAGUGGUAACCAAGAAGGAUUGAUCGGGAUGAGCUACGACACAGCUAGGCAAGCCCCGAAAGAUCCACAGCUAAUCCCGGAUGGAGCCUCAUGGGGCGGCAAGAUGGGUCUAGCCCCGCCUGGUCCUACGAUCGAAGAAAAGAAGCAGAGGAAGCGUAGUUUCUUCGGAUUUGGCCCUAAAACCCGGUCGUCGGUGGAUGACCAAGAUGCGUCUUAUGGUUCCAAUGCCGGCAAUGCUCCUCAAAAUCAAGUCGAGCAACGAGGACCGAUACGACAAGCCUUUGGUGCGCCUCUCGCCGAAGCGGUGAGAUUUAGUGGCCCCUUUGAUGCCAACGUCCCUCUUCCAGCAGUAGUAUACCGGUGCAUCCAGUAUCUCGAUGCGAAGGGCGCGAUUCGAGAAGAGGGUAUUUUCCGACUGAGCGGUUCUAACGUAGUAAUCAAACAACUACGCGAGCGUUUCAAUACUGAAGGCGACGUUAACCUCCUCACCGACGAUACAUAUUACGACAUUCAUGCUGUGGCUUCCUUGCUAAAGCUUUACCUUCGUGAACUACCCACGACCAUUCUCACCAGGGAUCUCCAUAUGAAAUUUGUCGAGGUAACCGAGAUGUCUAAUCAGCGAGAAAAGAUUGCGUCAUUGGCAGAGCUCGUACAGCAACUUCCAUUGGCGAACGGGACACUAUUGAGAUACCUCAUUGCUUUCCUGAUUAAGAUCAUCAAUCACUCAGAUACGAACAAGAUGACUGUACGUAACGUUGGUAUUGUUUUCUCUCCGACGUUAAAUAUCCCAGCUCCGGUAUUUGCACUACUCCUGCAGAACUAUGAGGGUAUCUUUGGUAUAGAUCCAGAGGAGUACGAACUCCCGUCUCCGAUUGAUACGGACUCGGGCACAAUAGAGACACAGCCACCUCGGCCGCCCACAGCGACGGAUUCGCCUCAAAGGCGGCUAAUCGAACAGACACAGCAGCGAUCAACACCUACUCCGCCGCCCGGUGUAUUCGGUGGAGGGCUUCGUCCGGCUGCGACACCUCCUCCUCGCCAGACCUCAUAUGAGCCACAUUACUUAGCUCAACCGGGAUCACAAUCCUCGCUUCGCCCAGCUUAUGAAAACAGCUUUGUUGUACCGCCAGGUUAUGAUCCAAACUCGAGGCAGCCCAGUUAUGACCGCCCACAUUAUGCAUCAUCUUACGAACAGAACCACAGCGACAAUUCGUUAUCGGCAUACGAUCAAUCUUACAAUAAGAACAAAAGGAGAGAGAGCACAAUGUUUAUGGGGAACAUGAUGCUUAAUCAGCAAGGCCUUAAUCAACAAGGUUCCAAGAGCCAUCUAAGGGAGGAAACCAGGAUGUAA